AUGGCACCCGCUGUCCGUCGCCCAGUGCGGAUCGCAGGAGCAUCUGGAGGCUUCUCGGACCGCGUCCAUGCGAUAUCCAGGAUAGCGUCCAACGAGGAGGUCGAUGUCAUCGUAGGAGACUGGCUCAGCGAGAUGACAAUGACGAUACACGGGUCAGGCAAACAGAAAGCUCGCCAGGACCCUACAGCCGCGCAAAACGCCAUGUUCGCCGAAAACUUCAUGGACUGCUUUGAGCCCGCAAUCGGAGACCUCCAGAGCAAAGGCAUCAAGCUUGCCGUCAACGCCGGCGCUUCCGACACCGAGAAGCUCGCGCAGAUUGUUAGAGACGCUUGUCAUUCUCGCGGCUGGAACGAUGUCAAGGUGGCGUGGAUUGAGGGUGAUGAGCAGACUGAUAAUGUGAAGAGGCUGAUCAAGCAAGGCGAGACUUUUGAAUCUCUCAUGCAUGGCCGGAAGAUCCAGGACUGGGAGCACGAGAUCAUUUGUGCGCAAUGCUAUCUCGGUGGAUUGGGUAUUGCGGAGGCGCUGAAGCAGGGAGCCGAUAUUGUGAUUGCUGGUCGAGUGGCGGAUGCCGCUCCAACUAUCGGUGCGGCUGCCUAUGUUACUGGCGGGUACUGUGCCGCCUUCAAAGACUUGAUGAAGAAGAACAAGCACGUCAACCUAGGCUUUCCGAUCGCCGCUGUGAACAAUAAGGGCGAAUGCACGCUCACCAAAGAGGCCAACACGGGCGGCAUGGUGACUGUUGAUUCGGUUUCCAGCCAGCUGCUGUACGAGAUUCAGGGACCGCUGUACUAUGGUUCAGAUGUUGUCGCCCAGCUUGAAGGCAUCCAGAUGGAGCAGGUCGGUGAGGACGAAGUACGAGUAACUGGAAUCAAGGGGGUUCCGCCACCGGACACGACGAAGGUCGGCAUUUCUGGUUUCGCUGGCUGGCAGGCUGAGUAUCAUAUCUAUCUGGUCGGUCUUGACAUUGACGAGAAGUGCAAGAUGGCGGAAGACCAGAUCAAGUGGGAGCUCGGCGAGGAGAGACUCAAGAAGUUCUCAUGUCUGAAGUUCAUGCGCAACGGCGAGAGCCCGAUCGAUGCCCGGAACCAGGACAUCGCCACGGUCGACUUCCGAAUCUUCGCGCAGAGCAGGGACAGGGACUUGCUUCGCAUGAGAAAUCCAGAAGGCUUCUUCAGAAUCUCAAUGGUCAACUUCCUCAUGUCAUGUCCUGGCGCCUCUUUGGGCAACGACAUGCGACAAGCAGAAGGAAAGCCGUUCUACGAGUAUUGGCCAGCUCUUCUGCCACAAAGUGAGGUCCAGCACCGUGUGCACAUGCUCUGGAGUGGCGACGUGAUCGACAUGCCCGCCCCGACCAACACCAGCAAGCACAAGCGCCAACAGCCAUCGUACGAAACUGAGGGUGCCGUUGAUCUCUCAAAGUACGGCGAGACCGUUCGAGCACCACUUGGUAAGGUUGUGCUCGGUCGCUCCGGAGACAAAGCAUCUGACUGCAAUGUCGGCUUCUUCGUGCGCCCUUCUCCGGACAACGAGCUCUGGGACUGGCUGCGGUCGACUUUGACUGUGAAAAGGGUGAAGCAGAUGCUAGGUCCUGAAGAAGUGCACAAGUUUCGCAAGCCAGAGUUGAGGGUUGAUCGAUUUGAGAUGCCUGGGAUCCGGGCUGUGCAUUUCUUGCUGCAUGAUCAUCUUGAUCGGGGGUAUGAUAGUUGUUCGACGUACGACACGCUUGGGAAGAACUGUUUGGAGUACUUGAGGGCCAAAACGGUCGAUAUGCCGAAGCAUUUCCUGGAGCAGUAUACCAUUUAG
This is a messenger RNA of Saxophila tyrrhenica, 1803 nucleotides long. RefSeq lists its product as uncharacterized. NCBI's taxonomy places the organism in Eukaryota, Fungi, Ascomycota, Dothideomycetes, Mycosphaerellales, Extremaceae. The transcript has 7 exons. Bases 1 to 1803 code for a protein of 600 amino acids. The record is from RefSeq and is a predicted model, not a curated record.